Molecule: messenger RNA, 2268 nt
Organism: Hyla sarda
Lineage: Eukaryota; Metazoa; Chordata; Amphibia; Anura; Hylidae
Product: hippocampus abundant transcript 1 protein-like
Exons: 12
Coding region: 106-1584 (492 amino acids)
Biological process (GO): transmembrane transport
Cellular component (GO): membrane
Molecular function (GO): transmembrane transporter activity
Source: RefSeq, a predicted model, not a curated record
UGAUGCCGAGGGAGCCGCCGUUUCCAUGGCAGUGUGGCCCGGUGAGCUGUGAGGGCCUGGUCCCGGAGCCUUUCCCGUUGUCGGGAUGACGGGCCUGCGCUCACCAUGACCAGAGAAAAGAAAAAGAAGAAGAGGCUGAAUCGCAGCAUCCUGCUGGCUAAGAAGAUUAUCAUUAAAGAUGGAGGGACGCGACAGGGGGUUGGUGAGCCCAGUGUCUACCAUGCUGUGGUGGUUAUAUUUUUGGAGUUUUUUGCCUGGGGAUUGCUAACAACACCCAUGUUAACGGUUCUGCACCAGACCUUUCCUCAGCACACCUUCUUAAUGAAUGGCCUGAUCCAUGGAGUCAAGGGACUUCUCUCCUUCUUGAGUGCCCCCCUCAUUGGAGCAUUGUCUGAUGUUUGGGGCAGAAAGUCUUUCCUCCUUCUCACAGUUUUCUUCACAUGUGCCCCUAUACCUCUGCUUAAGAUAAGUCCAUGGUGGUAUUUUGCUGUGAUUUCUAUGUCUGGUGUCUUUGCUGUUACCUUUUCUGUGAUUUUUGCCUAUGUGGCAGAUAUCACCAAGGAGCAUGAGCGAAGCACAGCAUAUGGUUUGGUAUCUGCCACCUUUGCUGCCAGCCUUGUAACGAGUCCUGCAAUUGGUGCCUACUUGUCUCGUGCUUACAGUGACACAUUGGUUGUGGUACUAGCUUCUGGUGUGGCACUGCUAGACAUAGGUUUUAUCCUAUUUGCUGUUCCGGAGUCACUGCCUGAAGAAAUGAGACCAGUGUCCUGGGGAGCUCCUAUAUCUUGGGAGCAAGCUGAUCCAUUUGCGUCCUUACGGAAAGUUGGCCAGGACUCCACCAUCCUCCUCAUCUGUAUAACAGUGUUUCUGUCCUACCUCCCUGAAGCUGGACAGUACUCAAGCUUUUUUCUUUACCUGCGUCAGGUGAUAGGCUUUACAUCAGAAACCGUGGCUACAUUUAUUGGAGUUGUUGGAAUUUUGUCAAUCUUGGCUCAGACUGUUGUUUUGGGAGUUCUUAUGAGGUCAAUUGGCAAUAAAAACACUAUACUACUGGGUCUUGGUUUCCAGAUAUUGCAGCUGGCUUGGUAUGGCUUUGGUUCUCAACAGUGGAUGAUGUGGGCUGCUGGUGCGGUAGCUGCAAUGUCAAGUAUUACCUUCCCUGCUAUCAGUGCAGUGGUGUCUCGCAAUGCAGAUCCAGACCAGCAAGGUGUUGUACAAGGAAUGGUAACUGGGAUUCGUGGCUUAUGUAAUGGACUUGGACCUGCUUUAUACGGUUUUGUCUUUUAUUUGUUUCACGUGGAGUUGAAUGAAAUUACUGAGGAGGAGCCCUCUGACAAGGUCUUGAGACUCAAUAUGGCAAACCCUUCUGAUGAGAGAAGUAUAAUCCCAGGUCCACCUUUUCUGUUUGGGGCUUGCUCUGUAUUGUUGUCCUUGCUUGUGGCACUCUUCAUCCCUGAGCACACCAGCCUUACACUGCGCUCUGGUGCUCAUAAAAAGCACAGCAAUGGUGCUCAGAGCCAUGCACUUCUACCUCCUGCCCACCUCCCUGAGGGCAAGGAACCACUUCUUGAUGAUAGAGUAUGACCCAGUAACAUUUUUUGGUGUCAAAUCAAGAAGACUGUCAAUAUCCUGGAUUGCUCCAAGAUUAUGGCGGAAACUGUAACUACAACAGCAGAGGAAGCAAGGACCAAAUGACAGUGGAAACUCUGACAAUGUCCUUUUAUUAGAGUAAGGAAAUGAUGUUACAAAUGUGCCACUACAUCUUGAUGACCGGGAUGGAUGGUGGAUCUGGCUGUAAAGCAGAAGCGCAUGGCCAGGAAAAGUAUAAUGGAAUAGUUUAUCAGUUAUGCGUUGAUCUGCAGAAAGUUGGCAGUGUCAUGUAAAAUGUUUCAACAGGCAUUGGCUGAAUGAGAAGCUAUGAAAUCUCAGUCUCUUGCCAAAUCCAAGAAGAGUAGGACUACCAGAAGAGUAGGACUACCAGACGUUCUGCCUUUAGGCCUAAUCACAGAAGAAGAACCUAAACAAUGUUGGCAAAAGUUAUAAAUUUUUUAUGUUUUUUAAUUUUCACUAUAGGUGACUGAAAAAGGGUACACAAUUUCCAUUUUUUGUAUAUUCUGUUGUCUUCAAUGUUUUUAGUUUUUGUUCAAACCCUGCUUUCCAAUUUGUUUUCCUGUGCCACAGUUCAGCCCCCGUGGGGACUGGGUUGGAUGAAGAGAUCUGACAGACCAGCCUCUUCCUAUAUGCAGAAUAUUAAAUAUUUUUUUUCUU